Molecule: messenger RNA, 2736 nt
Organism: Chroicocephalus ridibundus (black-headed gull)
Lineage: Eukaryota; Metazoa; Chordata; Aves; Charadriiformes; Laridae
Gene: SLA
Product: Src like adaptor
Exons: 8
Coding region: 215-1051 (278 amino acids)
Biological process (GO): signal transduction; regulation of MAPK cascade
Cellular component (GO): nucleoplasm; cytoplasm; COP9 signalosome
Molecular function (GO): epidermal growth factor receptor binding; phosphotyrosine residue binding
Source: RefSeq, a predicted model, not a curated record
GUAUGUGGCCUGUUUGGCAAAUGCUGCUGUACAUGACAGCGUGAACUUCACAACACACUCAUUCGACCGGCUGCUCCUCGACUUGAUCAGCUAAACCUUGCUGGCAGCACGAGAGCAGUAUUAUAACUACGGCUUUUUUGAGAAAUACUGCGAUCUGGAAUACGAUGCCUAGCAUUUAAAGUUUUGAAGAGCUUUGACGGAAUUACAGAGCACAAUGGGAAAUACUGUGAAAACGCUGAGAGCCUCCGAAGAAACAAAUGUGCCGAGCCAAAUGGGUCAGGAGAGUGAUUUCCUUGCUGUUCUCUAUGACUAUCCUUCAGCAGACAUAAGCCAACCUAUAUUUCACAUGGGGGAAAAACUACGUGUGCUGUCAGAUGAAGGAGGCUGGUGGAGAGUCCAUUCCCUUACAACAGGUCGAGAAAACUAUAUUCCAGGAAAAUAUGUAGCAAAGGUUUACCACGGCUGGUUAUUUGAAGGGCUGGGAAGAGAAAAAGCAGAGGAACUUCUACAGCUACCCAACACCAAGGUCGGCUCCUUCAUGAUCAGAGAGAGUGAAACUAGGAAAGGUUUAUAUUCCUUGUCAGUGCGGCACAGGCAAGUGAAGCAUUACAGGAUCUUCCGCCUUCCAAAUAACUGGUAUUACAUCUCUCCACGGCAAACCUUUCAGUGCCUUGAAGACCUUGUGAAUCACUACUCAGAAGUUGCUGAUGGUCUCUGCUGUGUCCUUACAACACCUUGUCUUACCCAGUGCACUAACAACAGCAGCGUAACGAAUCAAGUUCCUCCUGUGGUGAUGCGGAAUAAAAACUUCAACUGGAGAAAUAUUCACAGGCUGGAGGUGACCGAAGAUACUGAAAGCACCCUGGCAGCAAUGGAUGACUCUUGUCUCAGCUACGGCCUGAGGGAAAGCAUCGCUUCCUACCUCUCCUUAACAGGGGAUGACAACGCUUCUUUUGCAAGUGCCAGAAAGAAGAAAGCCCAAUCUCUUAUAUACACAGGGAGUAAACGUAAGAGUACCCUUCACUUGCCACCUACAUACUAUGAGGAUUAAAUAUAAGACAACCAGGAAGGAAAAAAGAAAAAAAAAAGACAAUGAGGGGUUAGAAGAGAAACCCAGAGCGUUCUGUGGUCCUCCAGUCCUUCGACAGCUGAGAGAUACAUGCUGAUGAUCAAACGCUGGCAAUGCUUCUGCAUUUUCUCUUCUGAAUGUCAACCAGAGACCUUCUUAAGGGUGCCAUCUCAGCCAUGGCAUACACUGGGUAUGUCCCCAGUGCACCUGAAAUUAGAACCUGCUCACAAGCAGGAUAAACUGAGAUAGACGCUAAGUCAAGAGACAAGUGAGGCAGAGGACUCUUCAGCAAGGGUGAUGCCCACCAUUGUACAAAGGUGAUUGCAUAGGGAAGGACUAACUACAGCUCAAGAACUUAAAUUAAGUCUUACUCUGGUAUUCUCCACAAGGCUGAAAAUCAUCUUUUCAGAACCUACCUACAUUGAGAAAAGGAGCCUUUUUCUUCUCCAUAUAGAAUCAUUCAUUGUCAUUGACAAUGGGUCAGAAAGUCAUCAAUAAUCCUAAGGAAGUGUCCAGCAUCCAUCAUCCAAGAAACACCUGUUUAUAUUGACUUCAUACUUCUGUCAUUUUUACUUUUUAGGGGAAAAAAAUAGAAUCAUUGACUUUCCAAGUGGCAUUUAAUACAACUGCUGGUAAUGGCCUGCAGCAGCACAAAGUGGUCGCAAAAUUAAGAACAGGCUUAACUCACUGAGAAAAGUAAUUCCUGCUUAGCCCUCAGCUUCUCAUAGUAUGGCAAAUAUACAACAGAAAAUAAAGGGGGUUUUAAGUGAAAAGUAAAAUAUGGUAAUACCAUGCCUAACUGCAAAGGUAGGUUUGCAAAGGUGUGACCUUUUAUGUAUAGAGGACCAGAUUUUAACCUCAUCUCCUGAAGGCAUCCCAAUAUUUAUGUAUAGUAUUUAUAUUAAUAGCAGCUUUUUUUAAUAAUUAAACUCAGAGAGCAAAUCAGCAACAAUGGCUGUUAAAGAGUUUGCUGAAUUUCCUGUUUGAAGAGAGUUAUGUCGAAUAGUAAUGACACAUUUCAUCAAACCGCUUAAAGAUUUGUAACUGGAUUAUCUGAAAUUUUUCAAAUUAGAGAUUUUUUCGUUAUAUAUGCACCCUUUGCUAAGUGAUAAAGGAGCAGCUGGCAUGGUCCUUUGAACGUGACUCGUGACUGCUUUCUAAAUCAAGUAGUCACUCACAUCUGGGGGUGUAAAAUGCUGCAAUCUAUGUUCUUGAGGUGGAAUCUUUUCAAUCUAAUAUUCUGUCAUACCUUUUUGCACAGAUCUGAGUAAUAAAGGUUUGGAGAGAGGGAACUGGAGAUGUAUAUGUACUUUUUUUUUUUUUCUCUGUAAAUACCUCUUAGCACAAAUCUGUGUGGUCCUUAGAUCCUUUGAGAUAUCGAUAUCUCUAGAUCUUAGGUCAUUUGCACUAGCAAGAGAUGUUCAGAGAUGAAAAUAGUUCACAGCCUAUUUAAACAUAUUUCAGAACUUAAAGGAUGAAUGUAAUUUGGCUGGUAAACAUUGAACACCAUAAAGCAAAAUGAACUCAGGAACUCUAGGCAUUUGUAUAAUCUUAUUGCUGUUACUGAUCAUUAAUAUGUUAUGGUUAUUGCAUUUUAUCCAGUAAAAUGUGUAUGGGGAGCAUUACAGAUUUCUUAGUCAUGACUUGUAUUUAUUCAUUAAAAUAAU